Porites lobata is the source of this 23728-nucleotide messenger RNA. NCBI's taxonomy places the organism in Eukaryota, Metazoa, Cnidaria, Anthozoa, Scleractinia, Poritidae. The record is from the annotation of a GenBank genome assembly.
GAUAUUCGCUCAAAAAGGCUAGAUCUGGUUACUUUUGUGGAAGAUUUAGGGUGAGUGCCAGCUAAGUGAGUGUCAUGUGUUUGGUCAGUCUUAAUUUAACUGGCAGUUAUGCAAUCUUGCAAGCUACUUCUCAAGAGGUAUUUUGGAUCUCAUAUAAAAGCGUGACUACAUCAAACCCCGAUUCAAACCAUCUAAUGAAGGGACGGCAGUACAGCUGAGCCUUAUAAUAAACAAGCUGAGUCCUGCUUGCCGCCACAUGUUCAAACACUCAGUUUUAAACUACGGAUCGCAGCUAGGGGAAGUAAGAAAGGUACUAAAAUUUUCAAAGGAAGACAUCGGCCUCCAGAACUUAUGGCCACGAAUCGAUGUAGUCAUGCUUUUAUCAUCGCUCCCUCAAGAUGAAUAUUAUAUUGAUUAUGGCUCUGUCAAUUCCAAGCGUGUGCAUCCCCCCGGGCAUUUGUCGGACAAUUAUCAUUAUUUUUUGGGGGGGGGAGGGGUAAGCUGCAAAUGCCCCUCUGUGGGGCCGGGCAGUUCAUACAAAAAAACCAAAAUUGCAUUUUCUAAUAAAAUAAGCUGUAACUGCCAUAUUUAUCUGAGGGUGGGAAAUUUGCUUCAACCAAACUGAAACACGCUGCCCUUAUUCCUCAGAUAUUAUUUUCACAUGCAUUAGUGUUAUAAAUCCAAGUUCCAAGGGCAACAUGUACGCAAGAAGUUUCUUUCUGAGAUGAAUCAAAGAUUGGAAUGCAUUACUGUCAUUUAUUAGACUUUAUUUUCAACCUUUUUAAGUAUACUGUUAUGGAGCAUAUUUUAUUUUCUUAGUAAGCGGCAUAUUGUUUUUUGUUUUUACUUUUUUGUCUAUCUAUUUUAUUGAAGAAAUUUGAGACUCAACCCAGGCUAAAACAAUUUUAACCUGAAUUUCAUGUUGACUUAUAACACUAUCAGUCAUAUGUAAUUUUACAACGUGAUUGCUGAAGUAGGUGGUGUUAUAAAUAGAUCAGGUAAUUUGGAAUUACGUAUCAUUGAGUAAAAAAUUUGCAAGUUGUAUGUUUGCCUCUUAAUCUUCAAAAUUUUGGAUUUUGUAAGCCUGUUAAUUUAGUUAGAUUUUAGACAUGUUAAUGUUGUUAUCAUGUAUUACUUUGUAAAAGUGGAACCACUUAAGCAGACUUUACUUCACAUAUUAUUAUUUGAAACUUUGCGCUAAUUUUUUAUUGGGUUUGCCAAAGUUUAGUCCAUAUAUCAACACAAUUAAUUAUUGUAUUGUGUAUUUUUGAAAUUUAUUUGUAUAUAUUUCUUUCAGUAUUAGAGGGCCAUGUGUUAGAAAACUCUUAACUGGGUUAAUCAUGUAUAUCUACCCUCUCAAAAUAAAGAACAUUGUAUUGUAUUGUAUUGUAUUGUACUCAUUUGUAAUUUAAAAUGGUCUGUGUUUUCAGUCCAGAACUAACAAGCAGUGAGGUGGAACGAAGGUGCCAUGGUGUCUGCUUGCUUUCUGGUGUCUUGCAUCAUCUUGUUGGGUUUCCCUUUCAGGAAAAAGAAGGUUGUGAAACAUAUUUUCUUCUUAGCAUCUGUUUUAUAAAUGUAUCGUAUUGGAUUUCAUCCACAGUGUGAUACAUAUAUAAGUGUAGUUACAGUUAAGCUUAUCAUUAACCUGGGUAUAUCGUGUGUUUGCGUGAGUGCACACCCUAGCUUUGUUAUCAUUUUGUGGCAGAUUUUAGCAUAGCAACACCCAUAUUUCUUUAUCCCCUCUCCUUCCCUGCGCUGCAUCAAGGGGGGUGAACUGAGAUGUUUAACUCUGAACCCAUCCAAACAUUAUCUGUAGGGUGUAGACUUUUUUAAAUUUAAAUUAACAAUAUUUUUGUUGUUGUUUUCAGUGGUACUGUUUUCUGAAUUCCUGUGUGACAGAUUAAAGGAUCACUAUACCAUUAUUCCCCAUGCACUGUUUGGUAUUCUUUCCUUGGUGAGAAGUGUAUUCUUUUACUCAUGACAUACAUAUUAUAAGAGUUAUCCUUAUAGCUUACAUUUCUGUGACUAUUUUGCUGUGCUGUUGCAAGACAACCUGUGUGAGAUGUUGCUAGGCAUAACGCCCUGCAAUGUUUUUUGUAUGCAUGCAAAAUUUGCUGUAGGGUUUCCAUGAGAAGGCAUGAGAUGUGGAAUUAGAUCCAAAAUCACAGCACAAAAUCAUAAUUAGCUAACUUCAAAAAAUAACAACAAAACAUUUUUUUUAACCAAUGAUUUUAUUUAAUCUUGUUAUUUAUAAUCUUGUUAUAAAAUUCAUGUCAAUUACAAUUGAUUGCAGACCACCAGCCAAGCUCUCUCAGAAGCAGACAGCGUGAAAAUCAUCCAGACUAUAUUCAAAGAAGUUCAUGUUCAGGUAGUGUAAGAAGUCUGAAUAAUGACUACAACCAGUUGAAAAUCAUCCAGAAAAAAACAACCUGUCUUGCUUCAUAUUCAAAGAAGUUCAUUCAAAGUUGUUCCUCCAAGUUUUGAGCCUGGUCUUGUAAGUAGCAACUUUGAAUAAUGGAGGGGGAUCACAAGUUCAUGGACAGGCCAUUUAUGCAAAAUAAAAUUUUGCAGCUAAGCAACAAAAAUAAAACAAUGGUCAGGAGAUGUGGUAGUGCAUGUUAAGUAAAGAUAUUCUCUAAUGUAAGGCUCAAAUCCCGGGGAAAAAUGUAUAAAAACAGCAAAUAACAAACAACUCUUCCUUCUUGUUGUUGUUGUUUUUUAUUUGACUGAGACCAGUUAAUGGAAACAAUUCUUGAACAUGGCUGGAAAGAAAAAUCAGUAAAGUUGCCAAAUUUGAAUGUGAUGUUUUUGAAAAGUAACCAAGAUGUAGUGUUGCAAAGACACAGAAUUUUAAAGAUGUUUGUAUGGUGGGGGGGAGCAAGAACGUUCCUCUCACCUUACGAAUGUCUAAAAAAUUUGGCGACCUUGUGGAGUAAUACGUUUGCUCGCUUUGGACAUAUUACCUUUAAACUCUGUAAGUUUCCUAAUUUUAAGAUGGUCUUUCCAGCAGUGUCAAUGAAUUUCUGGUCUUUAUGAAAACUAAACAAACAGAAGGGUCUAUAUAUUAAACUUCAUGUAAAAAAUAAUAUUACAUGUUAACAACUGCAUUGCUAAAAUGGGGGUUGGGUGCCUAGAGUAUCCAGGGGCUUCCACUGUUGGCAGCCAGCACCUAGGUUAAAGUAAUUCCCCCAUGACUGGCACAACAGCACAACCCAGCCAUGAGCCCCCACACGAAAUUAAAAGAACAGGCACCCAUCACACUGCAUCAUGGAGCCCCCUACAGGGGAAGAAAAUGGCUUAAAACCUAGAACGAAAAACUGAACAAAAAUCACAUGAUCGAUGCAUGCCAUUGAAGACUGACCUCACCUCAUGAUGUCUAAAAUUGCAUUUAAAUGCAUCAUGAAACAUUUCCAGCAUUUGCUCUGACUUGUUAUUUAUUUACAAUUAUUUAUUUAUUGUUUGUUUUUUUUUUUGGUUAACAGUCACUGUUGAAGGAAGCAAGACUAACUACAUUCAAUUUGUUCGCGGUUUUUUUAAAUAAACAUCUUAAUGGUUAGUUGCAAUUUUUUUCGUUGCUCAGUUUACAUUUUUUUGUUAAAGAUUUUAAUUUAUUGAUAAUUACUUUUCACAAUUAACAUUUUAUUUGCCACUAUAACCAUUUCAGCUCUUAAGAAGAUUGCAAAUGAUUUUGUUUUUGGUUUCAUUCAGGCUGUGGAUGGAGAGAAGGUCAGGGGAAGACUGAUUUUUAAGUGAAUGACAUUUAAGAAAUAUCUAUAACAUGUAUAAUGUAUAAUGUAUAUAAGUAUAAUGUAUGUAUAAUUAUUUCAAGAAUUUUUAUAUUAAAAUUUAACAGUACACUCUAGGAGUUUUGUGUAUGGUUGAGCAGUUAAAUAAUAACAACAGUAAAUAAAUGUAAUUUAAUAAUUAUUGUUAAAUUGUUUCUAUGAUUUUCAAAGUGAUGAGAAAUAUUUUUUCAGGAGUUACGUUAGUUGUCAGACCCAUUUUCCUAAAAAUUUCUUGCAUUCUGCAGUUAUAUAUUUUAUGCAGUGCAGUUGGCCUUCCUUGGUUAUGUUUAUUACAGAAUGAUCUACCUUUUAAGAUAUCUGAUAAUCUUUUGGAUUAGACGCCAAAAAAUUGUGAGAAUUAAUCUAUAUUUUAGUUAUAGGGCAGCAGCUGUGCACGAGUUUACUUAACCUCUUUCCUUGUGUCAUGAGAUAUUUUUAGUAUUGUUUUUAAUUUGCAGGAUCCAAGGAAUUUGCUAUUGGUCUUUGAGCUUACCAGGAUUAUAAUAAGCAGCUUUUCAAUAGGCAAGUAUUUUCUUUGUGGAAAUAAUGAUUGGCAUGAUUUAUUGAUAUCUUAAUCAAUGCAUUUUUUGUAAAUUGUAGCUUUUAAAAGCUGCAGUCAUUAAUAUAAGCAUCCUUUCAUUAUGUCAUCUUCAUGGUUGGGGAUUCACACAUCACGUGAUUAACAUUUUAGUGGUUACUAUUUCCAUAGAAACUGGUAUUACCAUGCUAUUGUUUCGUAAGUAGGUCCAUAAGUAACAUUUCUGAAGGCCAGGCGCGAAAUAAUAUUAGUUUGUAAACAAGGAGAGCUUAUAACGUUCUGGUCAUUCAAUGUCUUCAUGUCUCUAGUUGAUUAUGUAGUUUAUUAUAAUUAAUGAGGCAUUUACAGUGAAUAUUAUGUCAUCCUCUGUAUGAAGAAAUAUCUGAAUUAUUAUUGUCGAACCAUGAUGUGAAUUAAAACCAGCAAACUCUGGAAUGUCGGUUUUGAACGUAACUUACUAUCAGCAAGACCUUUAUUACGAAAAGAGUUUAGGGGAGGCGAAUCUUUGUUUACUUUUUUUGCUUCAUUAACAUAUGCUCAUCAUCAUCUGAUGAAGCUAUUAAAAUAAUAUCUCUGAGAACUGAAAGAGCAUAACAGAUAUCUCUGAAAAUUUGAGCCUGAUAUACCAAAUGGUUUUGGAGAAAUUCCUUUUAAAAACUUGAAAUCUUACAAAGAAUGUAUGGCUCAUUAACUUUUUGCCACCCAGCAAUUUUGCAGUUUUUGAUGGCUGAUAUUUCCUUCCAUAUUGUUUGCAAAGAGCUGAAACUUGCACAAAUUGCUUAAGUUAAUCAGCUCUUUCCACUCUGAAUUUAGUUCAUAUAUAUGGCCACCACCAGGGUUCUAGGAGUUUUAAGUUGUGUGCUAAUGAGGAAAAAUGUAUAAAAUGAUGUCAGCAAAGAUUCGCCUAUUCUUAUAGAAUGUUUAUUGUUCCAUUUGUCAUAACAGCUCAUCAUCUUUCUUAGCUUGUUGGUAAUUUAUCGUUUCAGAUUUAUUUACAGAAGAUUUGUUUGAAGUAACAUCUUGCUACUUCCCCAUUGAUUUCACUCCAGUAAGUGUUUUAUGCCUGGUCUGUCCUGUUUAAUUAUAUUUUGCACCUUAGUGACAAGGAAAUAAACAGAACUUUGUAAAAUUAUCAUUUGCAUCUAUGCAGAUGUCCUUCUAGCAAUGUGUAUUUAGAUAUAAACUUCCCUAGAUAAUAACAUAUACUUUUUAUCCUGAAAAUUCCUCUGAGCUUUCCUGUUUCUUUCUAGAUAGCCGUGUUUUAAUUAAGAUCCAAACUACCUGCUUCCCAAAAAUUAAUGCAAAUGUAUUACUUGCGGGGAUCAAGCCCCAGUGUUUUCUCAUAAUUAUUUAGCUUAUCUUUUUGUCCUUUCUUAUGGUGCGUUUACUUUUAUUAUCAUAGUGAUUCCAUGCAAGUGGAGGCUCUAUUGAUCUUCCUAAAAAAAUUAGGAGGAGGAAGGGUUCCCUUCCAGAUUUUUCUCCUCCUAACAUCAAAUAGACAUUUUUUGUGUUGAUGAGAAUAUUUUUCUUGCAGCCUGCUGAUGAUCCCUAUGGAAUAAAGAAAGAUGAUUUAGUUUCAAGCCUACGAAAGUGUCUUGCAUUGACUAACCAGUUUGCUCCAGUAAGUUUAUGGUACUGUAUUGUUUACUUGCAUUUGUAGAGCACUUUAGCUGGAUUAGUGCAUUCUUCAGUUUUUUUUAGCGUAGAAUGAAGACACUGAUAACAAAUUAAAAGGAAUUUCAAAUUGCUGAUUGGAUGGGGCAAAAAGUACUGUGCCCAAUUAGACUUAAGAUGUAACACUUUAUGUUUCUUCUAGUCAUUACUAGUAAUUUGUUUAUACAAAUUUCUUUCUCUAUUCCACAGUACUGCCUGCCUCUUCUGAUGGAAAAGCUAUCAUCAGAUAUCACUGAUGCCAAAAUUGACUCUCUUUUAACACUGGUAAGUCAGUGUGAUCAUGCAAUAAGGUUUUGUCUACGGACAGAAAGGUAGAAAAAAGUUACAUUUCAGUGUCAUUAUCACUCUUAAUAUUUUCUAUUAUUAUAGUGUUCUAUCACAGUUGAGCAUUUUCUUUUUUUGUGUACAUUAUUUUGUUGUCCUCACUUGAAACAGUUUUUAUGUUAUUUGUUGUUUGUUGCAGUCAGCUUGCUUGGAAGUUUAUCAGAGUACUUAUUUGCUUGAAUAUUUGGAGUCACUUUGGACAGCUAUAAAAAGUGCGGUGAGUUAAAAACAAUAAGCUGAUGCUAGUUAUUCAGCCAACACCUUUUUCAGAUGGACACCUCCUCAACACAGAUAUAAUGUACUUUGAAUUUGUCAUUGCCAUUUUUAAUCAUUUUCUUUGUCACCUUUCAUCGGACACCAUUUUUUGGUCCAAAUGGUUUCCAAACCAGGAGCAAGUGGUAUUUAGUUGAAUAUUAAUCUUUGGUGUUUUAAUAUUAAAUACAAGCAAUAUUUAAGUCUUUGAUUUCUAACACUACGCACAAUGCUGACAGGAGGUGGUCGCUUACAAGAAUAAUAAUUAAACCACAGGGAAUCUAUUCCAAGAAGAGCUCUAGUUUUUAGACAAGAGAGAAAGCAGUUUCAAGUUAUAAUAUGUUUUGUAAAUUCCAUGUUGUCUUUAAAAGUGCUUUGCAUGCUCUGCUCAGGAUAGUACAUGUACGUACAAUGAACAUACAGCAGAUCAGAUCAUGUGUCAUUUAAGUGUUCCAGGGUUCGUACAGGUUUAGUUCUUGGAAAGGGGCAAAUUUGAUGAAAUUGGCAAAUCUGGGGAAAAAGGUAAAUUUGGCAAAAAUUUGCUAGUAGUUGGUUAAAAAUUCAAAUUAUGAAAUGCACAUUCGCUAUUUUCGUCAAAAUCACCUCUUUUUGAGGCCCCCUUUUGUCAUCUCAUUUGAAUUUUCAACAAACUUUUGCUGAUUUUUCACUGUUGUGUGCAUUUCUUGACCUAAUCACUUCUGUUCUUUUGGUCUUAUAACUUACAGGUUUCUCUUAAUUAAAUUUUCUUUUCCUUUUCUAAAUUCAUUUACUAGGUUUUCUAUCCCACAAAUUCUGAAAUAGAGGUGAGUUACAAUAUUAUACCAGGUAACAUUGUUAUUAUUCUUAAUCAGAUACACAAAUUACAUAAUUAAAGACUUUUAAAAUUAUUUUAAUAGUCUUUGUUUUUCUUUGCGAUUUGAUUGUAUUUCUGUCAAUUUUUCAGGAAGCAAGUCUUAAAGCUGUGACAAGCAUUGUCAAAAACCUGAGCUCAUCAAUAGAGGUUUGUUGUAUAAGAUAUUGUGAUCACCAGUAUUUCUAAAGAAGAAUGUAGGGCUGCAAGUUUUGGGUUGCAUCCGUGGACAAGGCAGCCAUUGUGGUGGUCAAUACAAUGAAGAUAUUUUCGAAGAAUUUGCAGGAAAAUGGAUUUUAGUUCCCAGAGGAGAGAAAUGCUUUUAUCCUCCACCACCAACAAGGCCACCAUGACGUUACCUGCAAACUAGCAAUAAAAAUUGUGCGUAAUUUUAGUCUUUUGCUUGUACUGGUAUUUCUGCAACCCUUGCAAGUAUCCUGAUUUAUUCCACCUGUUCUACAAAUUACAAUGGAAAGGCUUUCCAACUUAUUUUUCUGUGAAUUAGUAUUCUGGAAUCCUCAUUCUUCUGUCAAAAUUUUAAGAACUCUCCAUUUGCACAUCUUCCAUAAUACACCUGCUUUGCUCCGCCCCGCCCCCUCCCCCCAACAUUUUGCAUAAGGAGUGUCUUCAAUUUCUAUUGGGACACCUGUAAUACCCGGGAGAAAUUAAAAGCAAAGGUUAUGCAAUAUCUGGGGGCAACAAGGUGUCUUCUGGAAGAUAUGCAAAUGGCAAAUGAUAAAGACUCUGUCAUAAGGCUAUUUUCAUGGAAAAAGUUCCAUGAUGUAUUAGUAUAAAAGAUAGACUAGGAGAAAAGAUAAUUGUUGGCAGGAAAUUAGAGUAAAGUAAUUUUCCUGAACUGUGUGCCAUUGAUUUUGGUUUAAAGGAAAAUGCCAGAGACAAAUAUGAAGAGUUUCUAGAUACCAUCCACAGAGGUAAGAGGAAAAGAUCUACAAGCAGUUCCAUCAAACUAUGACAGAUACUUGAAGAGUAAAGUGGUGAAAUGUUUUUUUUUGACAGAUUGUGGUCACGUGACUGGUUCUGAUGUUAAAUUGAUGACAUCUUCUGGUAAAAUUUUACAGGCAGCAGCACUAGGAGCAGGUAUAAACAAACCAUAUGCAGACGUCAUCAUCAGUAAAGUAACUUCUCUUGACUGUGGUUUUUAAAGUAAAGGAACAAUUCAGACAACUGUUCAGAUGUCUUUGCUUCAGGAUAUCUAUCUUCAGUCCGAUUUUUAAACACUAGGUUCUUAAUUUAAUAGCUUGUCCAAUUCCUCGUAGCAGGCGGUAUUUGUUGUUGUUUUUUCUUUCUUUCAUGUUUUGUAAAGUAUUAGGUCAAACGGUGACUGGUCGUUUCGCCUACGAGUCGUUUCGCUAACGUCCCGUUCGCUAACAUCUUAUGUCAUUCCGCUAACCGUAAACUGGUCAAACAAGAACACGAUGGGGGAGUGGGCUCUAAGCCAACAUUUUGCCUCAAGUGAGAAGUAAGUGUUAAUGUUAGCUCAGGGGAGGGGUAGAUGGGCAGUUUCCCUGAUACCUAAAUUGAUCCCAAUUUUCUCUGCCUUUUUCACUCGUCCUCCUCCCCAUAGUUUUCUCGUGUGACCUGUGUUUAGCUUUGACGCGGUGUUGUCUCGUUCUUUACGAAACACAAGCGAAAUUCACAGCAAAAACCCGCCUGCUACACAUGCUAAGCCUGUUCCUUCCUGACCGUCUUGAAUUUGUAUUUGUACAGAGCCUGCUUGUCGAAUAAUUAUUGAGUCUACUUUUCCACUGCUUCUGGAGCAAUUCAAGGGUGAUGUUGAGGUAGGUUUAUCAAUACCCCAUUUUCACGUCUAUUGAUUGAACUGCAUGUUGCAAGAUGGUAGCCUCCCACGCAGUUGUUGUUUGGGGUUUGUCACGCUUUCCUGCCUGACAUUGGGAAGGAUUGCGUGACGAGCCAAAAGAACGUCUGUUUGAGAGGCUCGGAAGAUGGUGGCAGAAUAUGCAGUUUAUUUUGUAGCUGUUUCAAGUGGAACGUGUCAAAUGCCCUUUAAUCGUUAUCCCAUGUCAGUAAAUGUUUUACCUAUUUCAUUGUUAGUGACUGGCCACAAGUCAUCUUCGUGACUUUAAGCCGCCCUUAGAAUCAAAUUGACAAGAGGUCGGUAUCUUUUCAUCAAAGUUAUUCAUUUGGAUAAUUUCUUUAAUUUGUUCUGUAGAUUGCUCACAAAAAGAACUUCAUCUCAACGAUAACGAACCUUCUUAAAGCUGCUAAAGUCUUUCACAAACAGGCAGAUGGUGAGUAAAUUGUAGAUUAUUGCCAAAGUUUCAGACAAUGCAGUUACAACCGGAAAGUCGAAUUUAACUGCAACGUUCUCUGUUGUUUAUAAUUUUGCAGGCAGCCCAGUUUUAAAUUACAAAGAAGUGCUCUCUGCUACACUGUUUUCAUUCUUAUCCAGUGAUAAUUCUGCUCUGAGCUGUGUGGCUGUGGAUUGUCUUAUGGCUCUGGUCGAUUUAAUAGGCCUUAUGUCUGAAAAGGAGGUUAGUUUUAUCUCUGUCGAAGUUUCUUUAUUCAAAGCUAGGUAAAAGAAACAGACAUAGUUUGUAGUUAUUUUUCUUCUCACAGGUGGAGUUACUAGUUCAGCAUCUCACCUCCAUUGUUCUUGCCAACAGGGAGCCUUUUUUAAGGUAUAUCAUUUAUCUAUAAUCUUUAAUCUGUGAUUUAAGCAUCAACCCUUUUAUUGUUAAUUGUGGUUCGAUUAAAUUUAAAUUCCUGAUAAUCUAUUUUGGGAACUACUGAAAAACUAUAAAUUUAAUUUAAACAUACGACUUCGUAGCAGUUCAGAUUUUUACCGCAUAAUUAAACAAGGGUAGCACGCAGUGAAAAAAUCAAAAUUUACUUACAAAAUCAAGACCAUAUUUUUUUCAGCCAGACCAGUUUAACUGCAUUAACACAACUAUCCAAGGCUUACCCUAGUAUCAUCCUAACAGCGGUGGUGCUGAAAUUACAAAAACACCUUGAAAAAGGUAAGAUUCUUAGCUUAGAUGUUUUUUUCAUUCUUUUUGGGAGAUGGAGUACGAGGACAGGGCCGUUCAUUAUGUUUUAUUCCUCACCAGAAGAUAGAACAGCAAUGGACACAGACAGUGACGAGCCCCAAUCUACCCUACUGAGUCAUCAGUGUGUCCUUGAUACUCUGAAUGCUGUCUGUACACAAGACGCAGUCGUUCGUGAAGUGAUCCCUCGACUUGUGGAACAUGCGAAACACUUGUGUCAUGGUAAGAGAAGUGAGUCUUUUUGUGAGAGAUGCUUUAUACCAGUCUCCGUCGCAGAGAUUUGGUGGGGAGUUAUGGACAUCUGCUACACAAAGUGGGAACAGGCAAAAAUGCCGACAGACCCAUCACUGAGCACUCAAUUUUUUAGCGGAUUCACCCUGAGCGAAAAGCCCCAUCUGCGACUUUCAUGUUCCAAAUAAUGCAAUAUGUUUUCCUACAAAAUUGUGCAUAAGGUUUGCUAUCAAUUUCCUAAUGGACGAUUGUUAGUCCCAAGAGAAUUUGAAAACAAUACUUAUAAUGCAAAAUUUUGUUGAGGAAAACAAAUUGCAGCACGGCGAGCGUGAAAGUCCGAAAUUGAGAGGAGGGAAGUUGAGGUUCAAUUUCAUUGCUUUAAGUUUGGUUUACUUUGUCUGAAACCAAUUAACAUACACUACCAUACCCAAACAAACCACAGGAAAAAUUGAAAAAAAUGUGUUCCCUCAAAAUGGUUUUCAAUUUUUCAUCAAAUAUCCCGAACCAAAUCUCCCGGAUAAAAUGGAAAAAUUUUAGUCCAUUUUUUCCAAACUUUUUGUAUUCAUUGUACAGUUUCUGGGAAUUUUUGCGCAUUUUAGAAAAAAGAUUGUUCGUCAUUGCCCAUAUACUUCAUGUCCUAAGGCAAUUUGUUGGCGUGGGGCGGGGGUGUUGGUCGACAUUCGAGAAAAAAAGUGAUUUUAGAUCUCCGGAGGUUGGCAGGUAUGCCUCAGGGAGUUAUCGACAGAGAACAAAAUGCUGUGGCUGAUUCACUGCUUGAUGAUUUCAAGAACAAAGAUAGUCAGUCUUUAAAGACUACAAUAAAGUAGUUCUUUAAGUUAUUUGUGUUCAUGAAAUUUUUUUUCUUACAGUAGAAAAUCCUAGUGCUGAUUCCCAGUUGCGAAUCUGCCGAGUGUUUCAAUGUAUCCUAAGCAUCGUAGAAGGUAACGAGGGCGUUAUGAUGUUGUUAUUGUUCUUAAACUCGUUCAUACCACUAGCGUUUAGUUCAAAUGCACGUCGAAGUAUUACAUUUGCUCUGCUUUUGCAUUUGCUACCCUAUGUUAUUGUGUUUUGUUAAAAAAAAGCCUCCCGCGAAAUCAGUGGCACUACGUGACCAAGUUUUCCCUUUAAUUGUCGUUUUCUGUUUAUUACUUUCACUUAAAAAAAAGUUGUUUCACGCCAGUUUUAUCGAUAGGAAUUGUUCUGGACAGGUUUUAUCUGCUUAUUUUCUAUUCUAAGAAAUUCUCAACUUGAAUCUGACGUUUGCCGUUUGUCAUUAACGUGACUCUUAAUCUCCCUACUGUAUUUCUACACACGUUUUCCCGCGCAUUCUUCGAGUUUUGAUUGGUUGCUUUUUUUUCUGGAGUGUUCGUGCAGUGAUUCAUUCGGUGUAACCUAUUGCGCAGACGUUUUUGAAGAAGCUUAAAAGGUAUUAUGAUCGUUGAUAGUGAUUGUGUGUUUGUUGCUGGUUCCAAGUACUUACAGUUCCAUUAGUUACGGUGUUAAUUCUCAUUUCUUUGAUACCAGACUCCAUUCAAAAAGGAGUUUCUUCAGCUGGAUACUUUAAACUGUCUCUCAUUCCUGAGGUUAUGAAGAUAGUCCUGAAGUCUGCUUUAAAAGGUACAAAUUUAUCACUGUAAAGUUGUUGUGACGUAAUCAAGACCUGUACCCACACUAAGUGCUGCAUCGCGCACGGUAUCGUAGAGUGCUUUAAAAUUCUACCACAUGUUUAGCCUCGACUUUCUUCCUAGUUUCAUUGCAGUUUCUGCCCCUGCAACAUUACGUUUAGCAAUUUGCAACGUUUUCUACUUAAAAUUCAUCCUCAAGUAUUUCUUUUAUUUUCUAAAGGUCGAAUGAGCUGCUGCUUUCUUGUGCUAUGGGUGCGAAACGUCAAUAAGCAAUAGUUUAAAUAAGCAGAAGAAGAACUCUUCACGUGCUUUACAUUUUUUCGUACAUUUCUUUGCAGUUUUGCAUACUAAUACUGCGUGAUUUUCUAGUCUUCGAAACCCGAGUACCCCGGAAUUUGUCUUUCUCUUUUUGAUCUUGGACGUGGUCCUUGACGAUUCAAUUCCUCACUGAACCCACUAAGUUUGAAUCAAUGAAAAUUCACUUGAGUGACGUUUCCACUACCGUGUUCGUCGUUGUUGCUAAAGUCAACCAUUCCUAUUUUUUCGCGGUUUUCUUGAUAUUGUAGUAGCUAACCGUAUACUCAAUCAAUUAGUAUUCUCGGCUUAACCAGUCCACAACGGACCUAAGAUUUUUAUAUUAUCCUGCUCAAAACUUGUGAAUACCUCUUUCCCAUACACUAGGCAGUGGCUUGUGUUAUUCUUGAGAGGUAGUGUAUUAGCGAUUAGCUUUUUUUUCUGCAUAUUGUGCUUAUUACUGUCUUGUAAACUCCUUGUUAUGUCUCUGCUUGCUUCUGUUCUAUUAGGUUCAACUGAAAGUACUGUUGAAUUACUGUCAAAGGAAAUUCUAGACGUGAUAGCCGCCAUUUUAAGAACCGUGACAAGCAACUUGGAUAUUGAGUGCGUCUUACUUUCACUUUUUUUCCACCAUUUGAUAAAUACCAUAUGUUGUAUUGCGUCAGUGUGGAAGAUUGUAAGAAGGGAGCUUGUGUGAUGAUGAAAUUAGAUAGUUAAGCUUCUGAUUGGUCAUCUUUUUGUGGCGUGUUGGACUGGGUCGGGAUUGUGUCGCACUGAACCAUGGGACUAUUAUUGGGAUACUGUGGUUUCUUUUUAUUUACUGUUUCUAGGUUGCGUAGGAAAUUGGUCAAAAUUUACCCCCCUCCCCCUCCCCAACCCCAAAACAGUCCCACUGUUCACUGAAUUGAACACAACACCGGCCCAGUUUCCCGGUCGACCUCAAUACAGUGGAGCCUCGAUAUAACGAACCUCUAUAUAACGAAGUCCUCGGUAUAACGAACCUCUAUAUAACGAAGUCUUCGGUAUAACGAACCUCUAUAUAACGAAGUCCUCGAUAUAACGAACCUCUAUAUAACGAAGUCCUCGAUAUAACGAACCUCUAUAUAACGAAGUCCUCGAUAUAACGAACCUCUAUAUAACGAAGUCCUCGAUAUAACGAACCUCUUUAUAACGAAGUCCUCGAUAUAAGGAACCUCUAUAUAACGAAAUCUUCGGUAUAACGAACCUCUAUAUAACGAAGUCCUCGAUAUAACGAUCCUCUAUAUAACGAAGUCCACGAUAUGACGAAGUCCUCGAUAUAACGAACCUCUAUAUAACGAAGUCCUCGGUAUAACAAACCUCUCUAUAACGAAGUCCUCGAUAUAACGAACCUCUAUAUAACGAAGUCCUCGAUAUAACGAACCUCUACAUAACGAAGUCCUCUAUAUAACGAAGUCCUCGGUAUAACGAACCUCUAUAUAACGAAGUCCUCGAUAUAACGAUCCUCUAUAUAACGCAGUCCAUGAUAUAACGAAGUCCUCGAUAUAACAAACCUCUGUAUAACGAAGUCCUCGAUAUAACGAACCUCUAUAUAACGAAGUCCUCGGUAUAACGAACCUCUAUAUAACGAAGUCCUCGGUAUAACAAACCUCUGUAUAACGAAGUCCUCGGUAUAACAAACGAUUUUUUUUUUUUACCCCAGUAAUAGGAAAAUAUAUGGAAAGUAAAUCGUUAUAGGGAACACAUUUUGCCAGUCCCUUGGCACUUCGUUAUAUCGAGGUUCCUUUGUAUUUUAAAUACUUCUGAAAAUCCAUCCCAAUUCGUCAUUUUCACAUAGACCGUAAUGCACCUUGCUUACUCCCCAAAAUUUUGCAUUACCGUUGUCUUCGAUUUCUCUUGGGACCACUGUGAUACCCAGGAGGAAUUGGAAACAAUGGUUAAGCAAAAUAUUGGGGGUAAACAAGGUCUGUUAUGAUGUAUGUGAAAAUGGUUAAGAAGUUUAGGCUUGUAUUUAUACCGAACUAUUUCUCUUUGUCUUCAGAGCCGCUCAUAUUCUUCUAGAUGAUUUUGUGGUGCUGUAUUUAGACGGAAAGUCCUCAAGUUUAGAGGAAGUAGUUGACGUGCCAUUUAGGCCAUUUGAGGUAUCGAACUUCCGUCUGUAGUAAUAGUUAUUACAAAGUUUGUGUAUCCAUUUUCGACUAUAGUAGAACCCCGAUAACUCGAACUAAGUCCAAUUUCCUUUGGAUUUCACUCCACUUUCCACUCAUUUUUACUCAGGUAACUCGAAUUCCCCCGCUAACUCGAACUAAAAUUCGUUUCGCUUGAUUAAAAAGUCGCUGAAAUUUAACUCGAUAACUCGAAUUCUUGUUCUUUUAACUCUACUCAGAUGCCAUGCCAUUAGCUCAUCUUGUUGUGUAACGGUGAAAGCCCAAAACUGACACUGGUCACUAAAGGCAAUGUGAUUUUAAUUGGUGAAACGAACAGAUCGCGUUUUAUCAUAAAAUGCCCAAUCAUGUUACCGUUUCUGAUGAAAUAAGUAAAUUUGCACUUCACCAUACACAAAAGUGCUGAGAAAUCAGAAACUAUCAAUUUUUAGCAUGGCAAAGUGGAUUUUUCAAUCGACCUCGAUAACUCGAACCCUCGCUAACUUGAACUGUUUUUCGUUUCUCUUGAGAGUUCGAGUUACAGGGGUUCUACUGUAUUUUCUUUUGCUAAUGUUUGUUUGUUUCUUUUUUUGUAUGUUAGUUGUCAGCGCCUCUACAACAAACCCAGCUUUUGUCACUUCUCACAGCCACUGUAUGCUCUGCAAGACGUGAGGUAGACUUGUUGCCUUUUUUCUCAAUCUUGUUGAUAAUGUUUAGCAGUGUACUUAAAUCAUGUUCAAAUAUUUAUCUAUUUACAAACUAAGGCAGACAUGAAACGCUCAGUAUUAACUUUAGGACGGACACAUUUUUUUUUCGGAGAUCGUAAAAACAGUCCUUUUUUUGAAGGAAUGUAUGGAGCGAGCGGGUGAUUAUCUAUCGAGAUUACCUUCUUAAAGAUUUUACCUUCUUUCUCUAAGAUGGAAAUUUAAACAGGAUAAGUGCCAGGCGUUAGAAAAAGGAAAGCGUGCGAGGGCAAGGGGCGCGCCAUGAGGGGGAAAUAUGGAACCUGCCCUUUUCCCCCUCCUCGCGUGCCCUGCGCGGUCUCGCGCACCCGAAUUCCUAUUUCCUUUCUCCUUUUAACGCCUGCCACGCGGGUCAGAAGUAAAACGGCGCUUAUGACGUUAUGACAUCUAUCCAAAAAAUUCUGGAUAUUUUUAAAAUCAGAUUCAGACGCCCCAUAAACGGGUAUAACGUAAAUAAAAUUAGGCAAAAAUAGGGAAGUGAAGGAAAGACCUAUUUCUGCUUUCCUUAAGGUCCUAAGAACAUGCAGACAUUUGUUUGCUUUAAUUAAUUAUAUUGAAGCGAACUUCUUUCUCUGUUUGUUUUUUUCAAGUCGGAUAAUAGUAUCAGUUUCAGCUAAUCUGUGUGAUUUUUGUCAGGUUACAAUUCCACGCCAUGCAGAUCUAGUUCCCAGACUUCAACACUUAGCUUGCCAUUGUGACCAUGAGAGGUCGGUGGAGAGUGGAGCCCAGUGUUUAGCUGGAAUAAUUAACAAGUUACCUGAUGGUAAGUGUCCAUACGUUAAAUUUUAGCAUCUUUCUGUCACGCUCGAUAUUCUAAACACUUAAUCCUCAAGAGUGAUCGGCAUCAAAUUUCUCCUCGUAAUAUCAGUGAUUUAUAAAACAGAGCGGUCAGGAGUAGCAAGGACAUGAUCACAGAAAAUGAAUCUUAUUGAUACUUCAACAACUUCUCCUCACUACUUCUACAGGAAAUGUAUAGGGACAACAAAUGAGAAUUUGAAUUUUGAUAUUAGGUUUAAAGGGUUAAGCACCCGUUUUUGGUACUGGAUUGUAUGGAAUUGUAAAGGUUUCCAUGGCAACCAUUGCUCGCAUUGGAAACGUUCACAAUUCCAUACAACGCAGUAUCAAAAACGGGUGCUUAACCCUUUAAACCCUAAUAUCAAAAUUCAGAUUGUCAUUUGUUGUCCCUUUACAUUAGAAGUAGUGGGUUUCCAAUGCGAGCAGUGGUUGCCAUAGAAACCAUCGACCAGUCACUGUCAAGUGUUCAAUCUCCAUCGUCGUAUUUUUUUUGCGUUUGCCAGAGUUCUUGACGCCUUGAACAUUACAUCUUUCUGGUUCUUUUGAAUUACCCAUAUGAUCCCAGAGUUACCAAUCCAGGGCGUGCUGAGGUUUCUCUAGGGGUAAAUUUUCACAAUUUUUCGCUCCUUUUAAGGAGCUCUAUUGCUACUUAAAAACAUUUCUAUAAGUAGAGUCCAAAUUAGCUUCUUUUUUUCAAAACUCCUUGAACAAUUCUGUUUGUUGUUCCCUUUUUUACUGAUACUCCUACUUACAUUUUCAGCCCGGGGCUCGGAGAAGCAAGUCCAAUACUUGGCUAAAAUGAAAUUAUCGUUAAAAUAGUGAAAGACUGUGCUUUCCAACUUGGAUCCUUCGAUGAAAAUACAAUAACGCGACAGACGCACUUUUGUCACCCCCUGGAGGGCUUCAUGCAUUGCCAUUUUAUAAAUAAUUUAAUUUUGAAGCAUGAUUAUUUCAUUGUUAUUACAGGUGAUCAGUUGACCACAAUACUAAAUAACCUAAUUAACAGAAUAUGGCAGAUAAGCGAUAAAGAAAGUUCAAAAAAACGAGCGACAAUAACCUGGCUUUGGGUAUGAUGCUUUUUUGUUGUCUUUGUUGUUGUUUCUUUAGUUGUAGCUGAAUUUUUAACAUCAUGAUAGCUGUCGUGCCUUUUCCCACCGUUUAUAAUUAUGAUAAUAUUUUUCUUUCUCUCGGUGGCACGCGAGUUCAGUUUUUACGGCUCGGUCUCAAAAUUUUGAGCUUCGCGUCGAAGUUUAGCGUAGAUUCGGUUUUUUCUAGUUUUUAGUUUGAUGCGAAAGCACAAAUAUUGUGAAUUCUCAAAUAACAAGGAUGUUUUUUCUCUUGGGAGGACCGGUAAAGGAGCCAGAGGGUAUUAAAUGACACUACAACUGGAAUUUUAUGCUGAGCGAUAAUCUCAUGUGUACCUUCCCCAUCGGUGUGUAUCACAAUAGCUGUUGCUGAGAGGCCCAUUAUUUGGUAAACUUCGUGGUUUCUGCUGAUACUGCCUUAUACUGCCUAAGUUCUGUCCACCCGUCAGGCGUCACGCCCUCUAGUGGCCCGUUUCACCCUACCAACAUGGACUCAUGACAUGCAACUCAACCGGCUUACUCCACGCGCGUUUCGAGAGAUGUCGUAGGAAAACUGAGCUAAAACGUUUUGUUUUGGCAGUUAAGUGCACUAAUUUUUUUUCCAUUUUCUUGCAGUUGACCAAAGCUGUGGUGGUUCGUUCUCAUCCAUUAGCCCCUCAGUUUAUUGAAAAGGUAAGUUAGAGUCAUGUAUUUCGGGAAACGUUUUUUUUCCUUUUCUUUAACUAACUGACCAACAGAAACGCGUUAUCAAUUUAUUCAGUCACAAUUUGCAAACAACAACAGCAGCAAAAAAAAAAAAAACAGGAUUGUACAUGGUCCCAAAAACACAAACUGCAGCACUGUUGUUUUCGCCUUUAAUUUUAACGGCUAUUAUAACUACUCUUCUUUACUUUCUGUAGUGUAACCAGCCUUAAAAGUUUGUUUAACUUAAGAAAAAACUCGACGAAACGUCUUUCUUUGAAAGCUGAGUUUGUAUAAGUUGGUAGAAUUUAAUGAGUCCUGAAUAUUACUGUUCCUAUUUCUUAUUUUAGGUUUUGAGUUUAUUGAUAGAUAAAGAUGUCGGCCGCCUUGCUGCGGAUGGUUUUUAUGUCAUCAUGGCGGAUUAUGAAGAAGUUAUGAAUGUAAAGAUGCAUGUUAACUACAGGGUAAGGAUGAUAAGUGCUUUGUAUGUAAAAUAAAAACAUUGGCGAUUAAUAAAACCACUAAUAAUCUGAGAUAAUGAACAUUUUUGGAUACCGUUCAUCGAGUAUAGUAGUUUCUGGGGAAGGCUGCGUAUUUGUUCAAGUGACGCCAGUGGUUACCGGAGUUUCCUAAAUACAAAAUACAAUCUCUAAUCUACAAGAGCGUAAACCAAAUAGUUGGUCUGCGAAUUUUUUAGGUUCAAAACUCUUAGAAUAGCGAUUUUAUGGUAAUUUGAAUGCCAUCUGCUAAGCAGGUCACGUGUCUGCGAGCUGCAACGGGCCACUGAAUUUCAUUUCUUUAACAAGCAGUCACGAAGAUGCGAGCUGCAAAACUCUGUUUCCAGCGUCAUUAACUUCAUAGCUCUGUUAGUAGAGCGUUGAAGUCCUGAUUUUUAGUUUUUGUGAUUAAUUGUUGCAGCUUUCACAGUUUAUGCUUAUUUCAUUGACGUUACAAUUUACUUUUUUUACCUGGGAUGUUCAGGCUGAACCGAAAUAGUUAUUAUCUUGCAAAUAUGGUAGCCUGAUCACAUAUCCUCUAUUUUUUCUUCAAAAUACGUCGAGCAAUAAAAACCCCAGGGGAUUUAUUGACCGCCAGCAUAAAGGGAUAGGGGUGGGUGCAUCUUGCUUCGCUCGCGUGCUCGCCAAUGUCUUAGAAAAGAACGAAGAACGAACAGAGAAAUGAAACAUCGUCUGUGUACAGGCUACAAAGAUGGUAGUAUGAAAUCAGGUUUUUUCAGUUUUUUUUUGCUUUUUUAACGAACUUGUUUGAACUGUUUCUGGUAGAUGAUGUACCGUCAGCGGCUUUUCAUGGAAACUGCUCCAAAAUUAAUUCAAGGGUUUCACUCAGCGGAUACUGGUGAGUUGUAUAAAAUAAUGUUCGAGAAACAAAUGCUUCGAGUGUUCUGUGUUCACAAUAUGUUCUUUUAAAAGGAUGUGUUUUCUGUGAUCUUGUAAGCAUUCACUCCAGAUUUGCAGGCUAUGACUAUCAGUGUAGAUAAUUAGUAUUCUUUCUCGCCGUUGUAAAGUGGACGGUACUGAAGAACCUCGAAUUUACCAAGGUCAGACUAAAGGUAUUUCUGCAAAGAGUUAAAAAAUAUACUGUUCAUUUGUAAACGGUUUUGAAAUUUUACUAUUUAGUGUUUAAAAUCUGAAACUAGCUAGUUUUGUCGGCGCCAAAGGGAACCUUACGAAACUACGACGGCAACGGGAGCGUCUAAAACUCGAUAGGUUUAUUUGAGCAAAACAACCACCCUUUAAGUCGGGCGUGAAGCAUUGUCAACGAAAAGAAACAAAAAAAUAAAACACGGAUGAAGAAGGUAGAGGACAUCAAUUUUUGCUGUUUUCGUUUAAAUUUGUUUCCAGAAUUCAAGCACCAUUACUUGUGCGCGCUGUCUCAUUUGCUGCAAUGGAUUCCUAAACAAGUUCUUCUCUCAGAGGUGCCCAAUGUGAGUAUUUGUUUGUUUCCCAAUUGCGCGAUCUCUCAUUGGUUACUUCGAGGUCAUAUGACAUUUAAGAAUAAAAGUGUUUCCCGCCAAAACUCUCUGAGCCGGAACAUUACAAAAUCUAUGACGCCAGUGGAAAAAUGUUUCACAUCUGGCAAACAGGAGGGCAUUUUGCAUGCGCAUGCGUGAAUCCGCUGAACAACAAUAGCGUGGACGCAUCAAAUCUAAUGGCGGGAAAUCGAAAACUCGCGCGUAAAGUUGCAGGCCUUUUAAAAGCCAUUUCGUUGGUGCUUUGAAUACCGUACUUUCCUACAAUCGGACGUUUUCUACGCGGGUUUUCACUUUUAGAUUUUUCAGCAGCAGGUUUUCUUGGCCUUUUAAAGACUUUCAAGACUCCACGCCAAAAAGUCAUGUUCCUGUAUAAGUCUGAUUUUCACUGCAAAGCAAUGCAUUUCUAUGGUUUGAUUUCCGAACUCGUGGUUUUACUUAUCAGGGAGGAAAUGCAUCGUAGCAAUGUUCAGCUGCUUAAUUAAGACAAAAAGCGAAAAAAUAAAAAAAUAAAAAUAUUACCACGCGAGGUUUAUUUAUUCGCGCGAUGUCUCAUGUUAAACUGAUCGCAGAGACACGCGCUUAUAUAUGCCACAAAACAUGAAAUCUAUGGGGUUUUUACACUUUUUCGAAAGUUUUCGCUGAAAAAUUUAUAAAAAAUAUUCUAUAGGAAAUGAAGAAUGGAUUGAGUUUGAGACAGCAACAAUUAUAGGUGAUUAUGUAGUACAUAAUCACUUUAGCAUUUCAUAAGCUCAGUUGCAGACAAAACGAAUGCACAUACUUCGAAAAAACGAAAAGUACUUUUAUUUUUCUUUAACUCUAAAAGAUACAGAGAUUUUCCUAAGCUACUAUUUUGAAGCGACUCUUGAGUAACAGCUCCUGUGUUCCACAAUCGAUUUCUUGUUAUUAAUUUAUAUUUGAUGACAGUAGUGAUCCAUUCAAAACAGAGAAUGGCCAUCACUCCAUAAAUCUAACUGACGAUGUUGUUCACCUUCAAAGCCUGUUUAAAGUAAGACAGGAAGUUUGUUAAAGGGUGCAUAUAAUGCUGUUUCCUCAAAAAAUAAACACUUCUGCUAAACGACCCAAAUGAGCUGGGAUGUGACAACAAACAUGACACAAAUGGAUGGAUGAAUUUGUCUAUUAUUAAUGUUUCUGUUGAGAGCUUUUUACUGUAUCCAGAUGAACCCCUUAUGUCAGUUGUACAUCAUGGAAGAAUUAUCAAACAGAAACUGAUGCAUUAAACAAGAAUGUGGUUCAUUACAGAGGAGAAGCUGGUCUCAGUCAACAUCCUUCGUGAAUGAAAUGUCUCACAAAUUAGCAUAUCAACAAAUGUAGUAUCCACAAAAUAGUAUCAUUUAGAAAUAAAUGCGAUUUUUUUGCAACAGAAACCAGGAUUUAUUCAAAAGGUGUAUUGAUAACGUUUCAUUUCGUGCUAUUUUGGGGUUGGGGAGUUAGGCUAGAUUUUCUUUAAAACGCCAAAAUGUUAUAUUUAUUUGCAUAAUAAAUGUAAACAAACAGUGUACCAUCAAAAUAAGGUGGAAAAAAUCAGAAUUCAAACCGAUUGGCGUAAUUUUUUUUUCUUCGUAUAACUAAAUGAUAGAAUAUUCUUAUUUUCAGACCACAAUCUUACUGGCAUCAUUGUAUUGAUUUAAAUUUAUAGUUGAAGUGCGUGUAUUUUAUUUCUUAACGAAGACGUACCGGAGAAGAAAGCUAAAAUUACUGCAGAAGGCGAUUUUUCACAGCCUUCAUCAAAGCGCCAUUCAUUUGCGGAAGUAUUCUUAGUUUCAUUAAUCAUUAACUUAAUUUGGGGAGAAAGGCAAGAUUUCGAGAUAAACAAGCCAGAGAAAGGGCGAAAAACAGUUUCACGGCAGAAUGGACACUUAAUUAACCGCUGUAUUCCUGAAAUGAUUAAGUUCGAUUUUAGAGUUAUACUAAUGAGAAGAAUUAAGUAUCUAUAGGAGAAUUGUUUAACGAAAAACUGUCAUACUGACCUUUUCCUCCUGCUCAAAAAAUGUGCGCCAAAUGUUAGGUGGUAAGAACAUUCAGCCGCCAUCUUGUCUUCGAUGCACUGUUUUACGAAAGGAAAGACUGUCCUCUCAAGGGCUACAGCGAGUCUACAAUAAACUCACUUUCAUCGUAGAAAUACCUCGAUACCUUAAAUAACAUGUUUGUGGAACGUAGCAUCCAAUGUACGUCAUUCAGCUCCAGAAAACAGCCUGAAAAUGCUGGUACUGAACGUAAACAAUUCACAGAAAGUGCCUCUGUGGCACUUCAACAGCCCCUAUUGACGCAUGCGCAUACAAAAUGCCCUUCUGUUCAUCUGGCAUAAACUGUAGGCUACGAGCAAACUCUCUUUUUCUUAGUCCGUUGAACGAAACGCGCGAGUCACGAAAAUGACCACGCGAGUGACUGAAGACGCGAGAGGAGAUGCUUUUUUUUCGUCUCGGGCUGCCGCCCUUCGUCUUUCCCGUCUCCCCCUCACUAAAUAUGAAGAAAAAGUGAGACUGCUCGCGGUCUGCAUUAACUCUUUUUUUGUUAUUUUUAUCUUUCCUCAGUUGAUGCCUUUGUUGAUACAGUCUUUAUCGUGUGAAGAACAGACCCUACAACAGUCCACAUUACAAACAAUGUACUCGCUUGUUCUGGACGCACCAGAGAUUGUUACCCGUCACGUGACUUCAUUAGUUCCCAUGUUUCUUGGGCUAUCCAAGUUUCAGCUUUCAAUGGUAAGCGGCACGACAGGGGGCGGGAUACCUUACUAUAACAUGGUAACGAAUCGAAAUUUGUACCACGAGUCGGAUCAUACAUUGCUUUCUUACAAAACUUCAUUUAGAUCUUGUUUAUUUAGACUUGCGGAGACGCAUGAAAACAUCAAGGGCCUGUCAUUAAACGGAGUUUGGCUAGCAUGUGUAGCAAGCAUUUCCGUGCGGUUUCGGAGCAAAGAACGAGGAACGUGAAUCAAAGACUGCACGAAAAAAUGGGGCGAGUAAAAGAGCGGGGAGGUCUUUCUUUGCUCCGAAACUAAACGAAAACGCUGCUACGCAGGCUAGAGUUUAGCCCGUGUUUAGCAAAACCUCGUUCUAAGUUAAGUUCUAACCCAUUUUCACUUUGCCGAAGGCUUUUAUCUAAACUUGGAAAACCUGAAAAGUCAUGAAGUUCAAGAAUUUCAUUUUCCUGGCCUGAAAAGUCAUGGAAUUUAAUUAUCGGUCUUGGAAAGUUAUGGAAAAUUUAAGUUCGACUAUCCGGAAGUUUUUUUUCGAUCUACAAAGGCAUUUUUGUGUCUUUUGAACUGAGUUAGGUCAAAAAAAUACCCUUUUUCGAAAGUGGCAGCUAAAUCUAAGGUUAUGGAGUACUUGAAAAGGUUCUUAGAAAAAUGAAAGUCCUGGAAAGUCAAGGAAUUUCAAAAGAGUGUUUUGGUAUUAAUUCUUUAUUUCUUUAGAAAAUCAGGAUGGAAGCUUUAAAGUGCCUUGGAGCGAUGACCACUUUACCCCAUCAUGCGGUACAUUUCCUUGGAUAUUUUUUUUUUGCUUUGUUGUUACUUUUUCUGGUUUCUGUUUGAUUUUUUUUCAGUUGCGAUACCCGCUUUUUUCGAUUUUGUCAUUUCCCGCAGGUUUAUCCUUAUAAAACGAAAGUUUGUAGAGCUUUGGCCGAGUCAGUUGACGAUAAAAAGAGGCUGGUGAGAAAAGAAGCAGUGAAAUGCAGAAAUGAAUGGUAA